AUGAUCUACACAGCACCCACUUCCAGUGGCAAGUCCCUAGUGGCUGAUCUGGUGAUGUGGACUUCUUUCUAUUUGGAGUUUCCAGUCGAUAUUCCAAGGCCCCUGUGCAUCUACUUGUUACCCUUUAUAGCACUGGUGAAAGAGAAAGCGAGGACACUAAGCAAAAUAGGGGAGGAGUUAGACAAGAAGGUGGCUCCCUUUUACUUUGGUGCUCCCAUUGUUAAUGAAGAAGACAUAGAUGUGGCCGUCUGCACGAUCGAGAAAGGAUCCCAGCUUGUUCAAAAGUACUUGUCCUGUAAGGACAGGACAAUUCUGACUAUAGUUAUAGAUGAAUUCCACGUGUUCUUUACUCAGGGUCGCGGCGAGUUGAUAGAGAAUCUAAUCAUCAAAAUAAAAGCCUUAUCGGAACGCAGACUGGGAGAAAAAAGAAAGGAGUCGUUGCAGUCGUCAGGGAGGAGGCAGUCGUCAGAAAGGGAAGAGGCGGGCCCUGAAGACGUAAUGGGGGAGGCGGCCGCCCUUCCUGACGGCUAUGUGACCAUAGGGGCCACCGGCGGCUUGCGGCACUACAAGGGCGAGAUCCAGAUUAUCGGCAUGUCGGCUACCUUUCCAAACCGUUCUCGUCUUCGGGAGUGGCUUCGUGCGGUUGACUAUGAAGCCACGUAUAGACCGGUCGAGCUGAAGCAGUAUCUGGUAUUGGAGAGAAGGACAUUGCUGUGCGAGAGAGAGCGCCAGCUAGUUCCUUGUGACCCAAUUGAGGUUCUAAAGCCAUCAUGUGGCGAGCUGGGGUCAGCUCCGGUAAAGUCAGCUCCUUUGAAGUCAGCUUCUUUGAAGUCAGCUUCUUUGGAGUCAGCUCCGUUGGAAUUCCGGCAGUCGGUGCUUACGGUCCCCUACCUAGCACUGCAGCCGUAUAUCGAGAGAAAUCAUUCUGCCCUCCUCUUCUGUAGCAGUCGGAAAGGUUGUGAGGAAUGGGCUUUACGACUGGCGAACCAUUGCGAGGAGAGAAGUUUUCGGCCUCUAAGUCCACAUUUAACUAGGGUGGUUUUACUGUUACGAACGAGUGCUUUGGGCACGUGGGGUACUUCUCGAGCGGAGUUCUGGAAUGCUGUUGUUCCUUAUGGUAUUGGCAUGCACCAUAGCGGGAUGUCCAACAGUGAGAGAACGAUUGUGGAAGAGGCUUACAGACACGGAGUCCUUCGGGUGCUGACCGCCACUAGUACUCUUGCAGCAGGUGUGAACCUUCCUGCGUCACGAGUGGUAUUCAACAGACCAUUCCUUGGCCGGGAUUUCAUAACCACGAUGGACUACAGGCAAAUGUGUGGUCGCGCUGGUCGAACAGGGCAAGGCUCUUACGGAGAGUCAUUCCUUGUCUGUCAAAAGGAAACAGAUUUUGAGAAGGCGAAAACCGUAGUUCUCGAUGACUUGAAAGCCAACCGGACACGCUCAGAUGAAGCGGCUCAGCGUCUAAUACUCCAGGCAUGUAGUCUUAGUGGAGAAGAGGGGCUUUGCCCGAAUGAUCUACAUUUCUGGCUGAAUAUGAGCUGCGAUGAACACGAUUUGCAAGAGCGUCAAGCCGAGCACCUUAUGAAUAGUCUAAUACGACUGGGACACGUAAUCCGGCACUAG
This is a messenger RNA of Gregarina niphandrodes, 1623 nucleotides long. Its product is annotated as DEAD/DEAH box helicase. Gene Ontology annotation, molecular function: nucleic acid binding; ATP binding. NCBI's taxonomy places the organism in Eukaryota, Apicomplexa, Conoidasida, Eugregarinorida, Gregarinidae. Bases 1 to 1623 code for a protein of 540 amino acids. The record is from RefSeq and is a predicted model, not a curated record. The transcript has a single exon.